Molecule: messenger RNA, 659 nt
Organism: Acromyrmex echinatior (Panamanian leafcutter ant)
Lineage: Eukaryota; Metazoa; Arthropoda; Insecta; Hymenoptera; Formicidae
Source: RefSeq, a predicted model, not a curated record
AUGCAUCUCUCUGUGCGUCCGUGUGUGUUUGUAUGUGUGUGCCGUGCGUGGCUGGGUGGCAGCGUGAAUGUACGAAUUUGUUUUGGAAAUGUCGCUCACGUCUGUCCUCACUGUCCCCUCUUCCCUCAUACCCCCGGCUUUUUCCUACGUGUCUCUCCUGUCAUGUGUCACGCGGUUGACUGUCGCCGCGUAUGCAUGCGUGCGUGGGUGCGUGUUUGGGCAUCAAGAAUCCGUUCUUCGCUGGUGGUCCACGACGUCGUCUUCCGCCUGCCUUCCACAUCGUGCCACGACGAUGUGUUUCCUGAGACGUACCGUCGGGAUCAUGUCACAGAUACUCAUCAUGACACCUGGACCCAGCGACGUUCGGAGAAUGACGUGGUGUCGGCCACUGUGCUGCGAGAUGUCAAGCAAGUUCAUCGUGGCUCGUAUUGAUACUUUGCCGCUGCGCGUCGUAUUGGUGAGUCAAAAAUUGCUUUUUUUUUUAAUUUAAAAGGUAAUGCAUCUGCGAAAAAUAUAGGUAAAUGUAGGGGAAGCCUGGGCAAAAUGGACGUCCUGGGUAAAGGCGAAUAUCUUUUAUUUUCGCUUAUCUACCUGAGAUUGCGCUAUGAAUAUCUAGCAGUUGAAGGAAUGACUGAUCAGCAACGAUAUGAAAAGUAUGA